Molecule: messenger RNA, 740 nt
Organism: Cynocephalus volans (Philippine flying lemur)
Lineage: Eukaryota; Metazoa; Chordata; Mammalia; Dermoptera; Cynocephalidae
Gene: LURAP1L
Product: leucine rich adaptor protein 1 like
Exons: 2
Coding region: 1-681 (226 amino acids)
Biological process (GO): positive regulation of canonical NF-kappaB signal transduction
Source: RefSeq, a predicted model, not a curated record
AUGGAAGACGGUCCGCUGCCAGACCUCAGAGACAUCGAGCUGAAGCUGGGGCGCAAAGUACCCGAGAGCCUAGUGCGCUCGCUCCGUGGGGAGGAGCCGGUUCCUCGGGAAAGAGACAGGGACCCCUGCGGGGGGAGCUGCGGCGGCGGCGGCGGCGGCUGCAGUAGUAGCAGCAGCAGCUGCAGCUUCCCUCCUUCCUUAUCGUCCUCCUCUUCGUCCUCCCCAACCUCUGGCUCCCCACGACGUAGCCACUCCAGCGCCCUGGAGAGGCUGGAAACCAAGCUUCACCUUCUCAGGCAGGAGAUGGUUAACCUCAGGGCCACAGAUGUCAGGCUCAUGCGCCAAUUGCUUGUUAUCAAUGAGAGCAUCGAGUCCAUCAAGUGGAUGAUUGAAGAGAAAGCCACCAUUACCAGCCGAGGCAGCAGUCUUAGUGGCAGCCUGUGCAGUUUGUUGGAGAGUCAGAGCACCUCCUUACAUGGCAGCUACAACAGCCUACACGAUGGCAGUGACGGGCUGGAUGGCAUCUCCGUGGGAAGCUAUCUGGACACUCUGGCAGAUGAUGUCCCAGGCCAUCAGACCCCUUCAGACUUGGACCAAUUCAGCGACAGCUCCAUAAUAGAGGACUCACAGGCACUACAUAAACAUACCAAAUUGGAUUCUGAGUACUACUGCUUUGGCUAAUGACCCAGUUUUUUGCAUGGGACUGGUGUGCAAUUAACUUGUAUUUAUCCUUCUCUGCU